AUAUAAAUAUGGCAAAUGUAACUUUCAUUUUUUAAAUGUUAGUACUGGAAGAAGUUUGGACCCCCCUGCUGUAACAUGCACAUGUAAAUUCAUUUCAGGCAGCAAACUUGAGUCACUAGCACAAAACAAAGUUUUCGAGAUGGCGGCUGCAGCCUCCUCUUCCUCUUCUUCCUCUUCGUCGUCUUAACAGCUGAAGAAAGAGCAGGACACCCGGGUUACCGACGACCACGACAAGAAGAACAUGAAAAGCAAGGUUUGCAACACUUUGGUAACUCCCCGGCACCAUAAAGCUGCACUGCCCUCAGAGUUAGCCUUUCAGUCAGGUGAGCCACGUGUUGCCCGCAGCAGCUCCACCAUGACUCCCCCGCAGCAGGUCACCCACCCCGGGCCGCUCCCCUCCAUGACCGCCCAGAAAGUUCAGUUAACGUACAAACUGUUUCUGCUGGAAAAUGCGCGAAAUAAACUCGAGCAGGAACUUCUCAGCUUCAUCAACAAGGCCUACGAGGAGGUUCAAGGUUUCCUCCGCCUGUCUUUACCCACCACUGUGUUCAGCGAUCUUGCGAAGGCUUUGGAUGCGAAAUAUGAAGCCGUCAACAAGCUCUCAUCUUUAUUAAAGGACCUUACAGCCGAGCCACAAGUUUGUGUCAAAAAUGGAUUUAGAACAAAUCAACUUAAACCACCCGGAGACAAAGGGAUUGUAAAGACAGAUGUUCUCAAGUUUGGACCCAUGUUGCAGAACUCGCUCAUGGCAAGCUCCAUAGCCAAAGCAGUCCAGGUGCUUGGAGCCACAUUGUCCCUUCAACAGUUCAAACAUUUCCUCAUCUCCCAGCCUGCAGCGGUCCAGCAGGAUGACAUGAUAUGCAGCAUCGGGUCCAGCUACAACAGCGCCACUGUGACUGCGAGCUCAUCCUCUCACUUAAAGGCCGAAAAGAAGGAUCGGGCUGUUGUUUCUGAAGGGAAACCAGAUGCUGUGAUUCUUCCACCUGCUGUUAUUCAGAGCCCUGAGAUUAGUGCAGAGAGGCCACCACCACUACUGCUGCCUCCCAUGCAGGCUAUAUUCCCAGAGAUCCGUAACCCAAAACCAAUGAAAAUAACACCACUAAUUAGCUGGGGAUGUGAGGAAGAUCUCCAGGUGCAACACCAAAAACAAACAUCCUCUCAGCUGCUUCAUUUUCUCAGAGUAAAAGCUAAGAACAUGGGUGCACUAGAGGUCACUGUCUUGGAGUGGAGUAAAAGUACUUUGAGUGUGCCCCAGUCCAUGUUGCCUACCGUCAAAACACAAAGCUACCAAUUCAGACAUGUUAUGACAGAUGAUCUGAUCGAUGCGCGGGCUCCAAAAACGCUGAGUGCAGACCUUGAAAACCAAAUUCCAGUCUUCAGAGUGAAAAGAGUGGAAUCGAGUGGCUCUUUGACCUACACUUGUGUGAUCGCAACAAAGACUGAAUUGUGGGAUAUUGGAGACAUCUUCACAGAGGUACAACAGGGGGACUCUGAAGCCAGCCCUUUGGGAAAUAAAGACUGCCAAAAUAUAACAGCUCAGGCGGAGAACUCCUGUGUAAACAUCCAGUGGAAAACCCAAUCUCUGCAGUGCACAGAACCUGAACACGAGGGAAAUUCUGCUGAUGCACAAACGCCAGCGAUGAACUGUAUCACCAUUCCUGAGUUCCACAUCCGGAGGUUUGAAGAGACCGAGGUUGUUGUGUCUCACAUUGUCAGCCCAAGCAACUUCUACAUCCAGCACGCAGACUACGCCAUGAAGCUGCAGGCCCUUGUCGCAGACAGCUGGAAAGCAAGUAGUUCAUAUGCCGAGCAGAACUGCAUUCCAGACAUUGGAACCCAAGUAAUGGGUUGGUUCCCCGUGCAGGAACAAUGGUGCAGGGCUCAGGUGACGAAGAUCUGUGGAAUAAGUGCAGAUAGUAAUGGUGCUGGGAGGAGGACAUCCAUCAAGGUGGAGGUGAAGAGGCUGGAUCACGGUGACAGUGCCUGCCUGUCACUGUGGGACAUUAAAGAGCUGACCCCAGAACUGGCCAUCCUGCCACUUCAGGCUGUCCAGGUCUCACUGGCAAAUGUGACGCCGGUGCAUGGGAGUGAUUGGACUGAGGAGGCAGUGGGCUGGUUCCAAGCAACGGUGCACAACAGGACGCUGUACGCCAGACUUUACCCACAGGGGCCUAAAGUUACAGUCGAGCUGUUCUUGGAAAAGGGAAAGCUCGGAGCUAUGAGGAGGGGCGCAUCACUGUCUUUGAGACUGGCCCAGAACGGUCAUGCAAACCACAGCAAAGUGAGAAAUGCUGGUGUCAUGAAAAGAAGCACCGCUCAAGAUAAAGUGAGAAAACAGGAGCCUGAGUGGGAGAAAUACCUCAUCUCGUGCUAUACUCGAAGAAGAAAUUCAGAAAGCAGGGAGUGUGCGUAGUUUUGUUUGUGUUGUCUGACCAACGAAACAGCACUUAAUAAUUAUUAAACGAGAGAUAAAUCUUCCAGUUUCAAUUGACUGUGUACAAGCGAGCAUACAGUGGACUAAAAGUAAAGGUUACUCACUGACAAACUGCAGUGGCUUACACAUUGCAGUACAAUGGUAAAUAAUAUUUAAAUAAAAAAUAAUGUAUUAAAUAAUACGUUUUGGAGGCGUAAAACAGAUUUCACGUGGAUUUUAAAGUUUUACAUUGCAGUUGAUAGUCAAAACUAUGUCUAGUGAAAGUUUCUAAAGUUUUCUUUUUUUAAUCGACAAAGUGUAACUUAAAACAGUCAUAGAAAAGUGGACAUUUAUGAAUGUGUGAUAUAUGGGGUCUUGGAUACCCAGUUGUGUAGCAUGUUUUAUUUUUCACAUAUUUCAUAGGCAUAGUUUAGUAUCUGAAAUCUGUAUGUAACACUUUAUCUAUCUGCACAAGUCCAACCACUAAUCGGUGUCAGUUCAGCCACAUUACCUGCCCUCUGUUAAGUGAUACUUGAAUUGUCUGCAUGCACACAUACAGUAAGUCUAUGUGAUUUAAUUUUUUUUGUAUAACUUUCCUUUGAUCAUUAUUAUAGCCAUGUUGCUUCUGUUAAUUUCAGUUCUUGGAAAGAUGGCAGAUCUAUUAGUUUGAAAGUCCAGCACGGUAUAACUCUGCUUUCGUAAUAAAACCACAGUUGAAU
Messenger RNA from Larimichthys crocea (large yellow croaker), 3132 nucleotides. RefSeq lists its product as uncharacterized. The transcript has 8 exons. Lineage: Eukaryota; Metazoa; Chordata; Actinopteri; Sciaenidae. Bases 242 to 2413 code for a protein of 723 amino acids. The record is from RefSeq and is a predicted model, not a curated record.